AGCUCCUCCUCCCGGCGCCGUUAUCCGGGCGGCGGACUUAACUGAUCGGAUAAAGUCUGGACAGUUCCUAUCCAACUCCCGCACGCCUCUCUGCGAUUGUUUUUGCACAUAGAGGUGAAGGACGAAUCUUCCUGACAUGAUUCUCCACCAUGUGCCCCCCGGCCGGAGAGGAGGCCUGACUCCCAGCCCGGCCGAGCGAUGCUGAGCUAGAGCCGUGGCGUGGGCGCCCGCUGUCCCCGUGGAGGGCCGCCCCGGACCCAGGCGACCAUCCCUCUGCGCUCCGCCACCGGGACGGGAAGAGGGGCCCGCGAUGGCCAAUCACGUGGACCUCCUGACCGAGCUCCAGCUGUUGGAGAAGGUGCCCACCCUGGAGAGGCUGCGAGCGGCGCAGAAACGCCGGGCCCAGCAGCUGAAGAAGUGGGCCCAGUACGAGAAGGAGUGGCAGCACAAGAAGCGGAAGCCCGAGAGGAAGAGGAGCGCCGGUAGCCGGAAGAAGGUGGCCUUCGAGGCCAGCGUGGCCCUGCUCGAGGCUUCCCUGAGAAACGACGCGGAGGAAGUGCGGUACUUACUGAAGAAUAAAAUCAGCCCAGACUUGUGCAAUGAGGAUGGACUGACUGCACUGCAUCAGUGCUGCAUAGACAACUUUGAGGAGAUCGUUAAGCUGCUGCUGAACCACGGGGCCAACGUCAACGCCAAGGACAAUGAGCUGUGGACCCCCUUGCAUGCGGCAGCCACUUGCGGGCACAUCAACCUCGUGAAGAUCCUCAUUCAGUAUGGGGCAGAUUUGCUGGCGGUCAACUCCGAUGGAAACAUGCCCUAUGACCUCUGCGAAGAUGAGCCAACCCUAGAUGUCAUCGAAACCUGCAUGGCCUACCAGGGCAUCACGCAGGAGAAGAUCAACGAGAUGCGAGCAGCUCCAGAGCAGCAGAUGAUCUCCGACAUCCACUGUAUGAUAGCGGCCGGUCAAAACCUGGACUGGACUGAUGCCCAGGGGGCCACACUGCUGCACAUAGCUGGGGCCAAUGGCUACUUGCACGCAGCCGAACUCCUGCUGGACCAUGGCGUGAGAGUGGACAUAAAGGACUGGGAUGGCUGGGAACCCCUUCACGCCGCCGCCUUCUGGGGACAGAUGCAGAUGGCUGAGCUGCUAGUGUCCCAUGGUGCCAGCCUCAGUGCCAGGACAUCCAUGGAUGAAAUGCCAAUAGACCUCUGCGAAGAAGAAGAGUUCAAAGUGCUAUUGCUGGAGCUGAAGCACAAGCAUGAUGUGAUCAUGAAAUCGCAGCUGAGGCACAAGUCAUCCCUGAGCCGGCGAACGUCGAGCGCCGGGAGCCGGGGGAAGGUGGUGAGGAGGGCCAGCCUCUCGGACCGAACAAACCUGUACAGGAAGGAGUACGAGAAAGAGGCCAUUGUCUGGCAGCAGAUGGGAGUGGCAGAGGAGCAGAGGAACUCAGGCUACAAUGGGGACAUCAGAGAGACUCGGACUGAUCAGGAGAACAAGGACCCAAACUCCACCUUGGAGAAGCCCAUGCUCCUUUCCGAAUUAGCCACCAAAUGCACCCUGGGGGACACGGAGCUGCCUCUCCCGAACGGCCUCCGGGCCCCGGUCGGCGCGUACCAGUACUCGCUGUCCAACGGGGACAUUUGGAAAGUGCACGAGGUGCCGGAUUAUGGCCUGAGCCAGACGCUCCCCUAUGGCAGCCCGGGCCUCCCUGACACCCAGCAGCUCUGGAACGGCUACAAAGAGCAGAGCCACCAGACCCUCUCGGAGCUGAAGCGGCAGAGGGCUGCGGCCAAGCUGCUCAACCACCCCUUCCUAAGCACCCACCUCGGCGGCGGAGGGAUGGGGGGCGGGGCGGAGAGCGGCAGCGAGACCAAGGCCCACCUGCUCGGCACCCGGACUUCACCCUACAGCGCCAACGGGACGUCGGUUUAUUACACGGUGUCCAGCGGGGACCCGCCGCUCUUAAAAUUCAAAGCUCCCAUGGAGGAAAUGGAAGAGAAGGUGCACGGGUGCUGUAGGAUCUCUUAAUCUGGUCAGAAGACGGCUUGCAGACCGGGAGAGAGAGAGAGACACACACACAACUGGAUCAGAAGCUCGGCAUUUCUCGGCAUGGUUUGCACCCGCCAACCCAAUGGGUGGAUUUCAUUAGAAGGCUCCCGGGACGUGGGCACAUUUCAUUUUUCUAGGGCGGCUGCUUGCCAUUUCUUGCCCAGCCCCGAGAUUUUGGAAAGCUCACCGCUGGCGGGGCCGUCUCAUUCACCCUCCCAGGACCGAAUAUGCCACAGUUUCAAGUGGAAAAACACCACUUAUCGGCCCCGUGACAGGCGGCCGCUGAACUUUCGCUAAGUGACGUGACUACUGUACUACUGCUCUGCACUUGUUAAGCGCUUUCUGGCUCCCCUUCUCCUACCCCGUGGCCCCUCCGUGGCAGUUUUGCCAAAUCCGAGCUUGGUCGGCGCAGGCAGACAUGAGCCCAGGCCAACUGGGCCCCUGUGCAUGUAAAUUCCUGUUUGCGUACGCAAGUCAGUGGUGGGCACGUGUCAUCGUGGAGGAUGCCCAGGGAACAGGGGGAUGUGUGAGCUUUCGAGUUCCGUUUCAAAAUCUGGUCAUACCGAGUGAGGGUCCAGGGGCCAGAGAUUCCCAGCCAGCUUUGUCCUGCUUUGACGCUAUUUUAAAACGACGAAGUAAGAACACAAUUUAAACUGAACUCUGCAAGGGACACCGUCAACAGAAUUCCUUGCCUGGGUGGUCAGGGCCACUUUAGAUUCUGAAAAAAACAGGGGAGAGGGAAAUCCAGUCGAUUGUUUUGCCACAGCUGGGGUUGGGUGUAGUUUCUGUAUUACACAGUUCAUCGCACUGAAACGAAAGGAUCGAUUGCAUUUGCUAGGUUCUCUUAGACUUUUAGUGUGCUAGGGAAAUGAUUAAGUUCAAGAAAUUGUUUUCCUUUUUUUAAAAAAAAAUUACGAAAACAUUUCUUUUUGAUCUACAUCUUGUUGAAUCAUCUGUCUGGAUCCCUUUUUAAUGUUUAAAUUGGGCAAUCUCUGAUAGCGGGAGCCCUUUGCUUGCUGGGAAGUCGUGUGGCCCUCUUUGACCACAGCUGCCAGCAAAGGUUUUGAAAUGCCAGGUUGACUCUCAAACGCGUUCCCCUUCGCAUCCACACACCUCUUUCACGCAUGCAGGGCUAGCGGAACAGAGGUUCAUGAGCCAUAGGAGGUUCUCUUUCAGGAAAAAAAAAAAAGUAGCUUCUCCCAGGAAUGCAGUGAACGAGAGCAGCAGCCCUUCUCUUGUCUUGUAGUAAUCCUUUUUGUACUGGGCUGACCGAUCCCUAUGUCUCACUAUGGGGUUGAGACUCUAGUGUCUUCCUCCCCCAGGACAGAAGCCCCCUUUCUCCCUCACCUGCCCGAGAGGAACGAGAAGGUGGUGAAAAUGGAGGUUAGCUUUCUCUGGGUUGACUCAAAGCCACGCACGUUUCCCAGAUACGGGAACCUAUGAAGGCAUUCCCUCAGAGCACGUGCUGAGUGGGCGCGCUUUUCUUGCAUCCCUUCCUUAGGUGCCUCAGCCAGUUCCAAAGGCUGUUAACACAGAGCUCGUGCUGAAGAGAGAUGCUUAGAUGGUUGUAGCGCUUCACAGCCCAAAACCCUCUGGAAAGCGCACAGGACACCAGAAGACUUAUGCCCUCUUGCCCCGCACCCUCACGGGGGGCAGGAUCGGAGACCGAGCUGCCGGAGGGAGAGCUCUGUCCGGUGAGCCGGAGCCGUAUUGGAUUUGAGAUCAGGAGUCCUCAGAUGGGAGCCAAAAUCUAAUCCGCUCCAGGUAGGCAAAUGGUCUGGAGUUGACCCCUGCAGGCUUGCCCCCCCCCAGAAUGGGCAUUGUGUAGCAACGAGCACUCUGAGAACUUCCCAGUUCGAUGUACAUAAGUUGUGACACGGGACUGAUCUACUGAAGAAUAUCCUCCUGCAGAAAGCACAAGCUAUCAGACAACGUGAACUGAGGGUUGGGUAGUGGAAAAGUGCGUGGAAAUUCCUGCAGCUCACUUUGCUCUCCCUCUGCCCAUACUGAGCUUCCUAAUGCAGGCGGGGAAGCGGACGGAAAGUGCUUCAUCUCCGCUCCCUGAGAAGCAGGCGGGUUUUUUCUGUCACCCGGACGCAAUCGCCUGUGCAUCUCCCACCUGGGCGUGCCCAGGGCUCAUGGGAACUCAACAUCAGCCCACUUUCGUUGAGGCGGGUUCUUGAAGGGGAUUGGAGGAGGUAGAGGAAGAGGAGGAGGGAAGCGAGCACUGUAGCCAAAACCUAGAGAGGAGGAAGCAUUACGAGUAGUAAUCUAUGUGGGACAUGGUUGCUCUGCCCUGGUGAAAGUUUCAUGUCCUUUGGGCCUUUAUCCAAGCAUUUAGUCUGUAGCAGAUGGAGCUUGAAGAAGCCCAGGGUUGGGUGAUCGAAGGUGCCAGCUUCAGCAGAAAAGAAAGGAUCGGUGAUACCCUGCAACAGAGUUAGCAGGUGCGAUUUGGGGGCUGGAUAUCCUUCAGGCCGGAGAGACUGAACUAGUCUUCUCCUGUCACCCCAUAGAUCCAGGAAGAACUUAUGGAAACAGGGCAACUUAAAGGCACAUUCACUGCCGGGGGCAGGGGGGGAGGAAAUCCCCCCAGGCAUUAUACGGGAGGGAAAACUAUACCAAUCUGUGGCGUGAUCAGCCUCUGCUCCCAGUGCUAUUCCCUGGGGCAGUCCAUCUCCCUUCUUACUUGCCAUCCAGCAGUCUCUAGCUCAUCCGGUUUCCCUUUGGCUUUCUCAUUUAGUCCGGUGGUUAAAACCCAUCUUGAGAUUGGUGCUUCUCUGCCUGCUCUGCUGCCAUGUGGUUCCAACUGAAUGGGGCUGAUUAGUUAAUAUGGGGGUUGUGAGUUGCCACCAGUGCUUGAAUGAGAGCAGGUAGAGCAGUGUUUUGCAUCUGCCAUUGUUGAAAGGUAGAAUUCUGUCUGAGGCCGAAUGAAGGACCACUAGACUUUCUUAGUUGGGCUAGUUUGAAAGUCUUUUCUUGCCUCGCCUCUCUUCACCUUCUUUCGGGUGGUCAGUCUCUCAGCUGGGUGAGAUUUUUUCCAGGUUUUGGUUGUCCCCCCACCAGUGAGAUUUCCGGCAAGAAAUCCUGGGGGUGAGCAUGCAUUCAGUCUUUAAAAAUAGAAAAGAUACAUUUGAGGGUGGGGUGUUUCUGGUGUCAACCUGGCAGAGAGCACGAUGGGGAGAAUUAGAGAACCAGACCCCAAGCCAAUGUCAAGUCUGACUCUUGAAAACAAGGGAGACCCCUUUUUCUCACUGGUAGAAUGAUGGACAUUUGAAGAGCUGAGACUGUACACCAUCUGUAUGCUGGUGUCUGUGAGGAGUCAAUCUGUGCUGUGUCAUUUGUGUAACAAAGUAAUGCUGAUUUCCCAGUGAGAGGUUAAACGCCUGUAGCCUGGCUACAGUGUGGCUACAGGCUGUAGAAAUCACUUAAUCUUACUCUUUCAAGCCCAUGACCUGAAAUGGGCCUUAAAAGUAAUUGCCAAUAUAGCACUUCACAGCUUCACAAUCAUAUCCAAGACCUUUGUGAUAACUGCACCUAAGGCAUCCUUCCUGGUUCCGGGAGUUUGUCCCCAUUCACAAUGUAGCUGAUUAAAAUGACCCACAGGUCAGCCUUAUCUCACUCCUUACAGCCCCCUCCCGCCCCCGAUUCAAGUUUCACUUUGGUUGCCCACCCUGCCGGUUUGAUUUUCCUUCACCUUUCCUUUCCUUCCCACUUGGCCCCAUCAGCUCAGAGCAGCACCAGAGCGGGAAGGCGAGCAUCUCUUCCACCAAGUGGAUGAGAUAACCAAUGUGACAACUGUUGGUUGCUUCCAAACAUUCUUCCUUGCAAACUCAACCUGAAGAUGUCCCAGCCGGAAUUCACCUACGGGUGUGAAUUGGUGAUGAGGAAAGGCUGGGAGGGAGAGGGGACAAGAAACACCCAGAGCUUCUCAGGUAGAGAGAGAGUCUCUCUCUCUCCCCCACCCUCUGAGGCCCUGCCCAAACCUGCGUACUUAGCACAUGGACGGGCAUACUCGGGUAAAUCUGACACGACAGCUCUCUGGGUAACCUGGCACCCUGGGAAAGUCACCAGGACCCACUCAUUGGGAAGCUCGGUGCUAGUGUCAUUGAAAGGGAAAACAAAAAGUGGCUCUGCAGGUAAUCUGCUACGGGCACUGUGCUCCGGUGGUCUGAAAGGGGCCCCCUUCUCUCUCUGCUGAAGGCAGGAGGAUGCUCGGGGCAAGGAGGCUGUGUCUCCUGAGACCCUCCCCUCUCUGUCCUGAGGUAACCCGGACCACCCAGCUAGGCCCUAAAAAGUGACUCAGUGGGCCUAAGCCGGGGGAACGUAUGCAAGUUGCCAUUCCCUCUGACACCUGCCCUCUCCCUUCGCUAAGCAUUCCUGAGUGUGGAGCCCACCAAGCCGGUACAGCCCUGACACUGAGCCAGGGAGACUGGAAACCUGGACUUUGGUCCUGAGUUGUACUGUAAGACUGGAGUCGCUCGUCCUCUCUUUGGCUUCCCUAUUUGUAAAGCGGAAAUGAGAAAUCCCUGCCCAACAGGGGCCCUGGGAGGAUAAAAUGAGGCCCGAGGUAUGAAAAAGCUCAGAGUUGAAGAGAGGUGCUUCAGAAUCUCAAGCAUCAGUGUUAGUUACAGCUUGGUGCCGGAACUGUAGUAAACCAGCUGCUCUUGGUUGCACGGUUAAAGGGUUGGAGCCAUUACUCUGAUAUAUUGAAGUCCUGUUCUCAUUCUGUUUCAGCUAGAACUUUAGUCUUAUUUGCAGUGGAGUGAUCCCAAAUUACCAGACACCAGUUUUAUAAUCAAGGACAAGUGUGUGUUCAAGCCCGGUGACUUUUUGCAGGUCAGCAAACUGGCUACCAAAAAACAGGGCCUUUGGAUCAGAAUCCAAGAGAAUCAGUACCAACAAGGCUAGGUUUUUGGUUGGUUGCUUGGGCCAUUUUGUCUCGGGAGAGGCAGCUUUUUCAAUUCCGCAUCCUGCUGCUUGCUUGGUUUUCUCUACCAACAUCCGUUGUCCGAGGGCCCGGGGAGAAAACCUAGAUCAAUUUCUGUAAUGUUGGAGCUUGUCAGGGUGAGGGUUGAGAAGUUCGUGCUUAACCCUGUGGCUGACAUCCUCCCAGUUCUGACUUUUCCAAAAUAAUCGGCGAGUUAAAACAAAUCUGCCAAGCCCCACCAAAGCUUUCUACAAUUUCCCCCUUGUUUAAAUAUUCUGAGCCCUUUUGCCUGUCUCUUUCCGUGGUCCAGUCCCCUGAUAGAAAGCCAUUCAUAUCGGUUUGCUGUGUGCACAACAAUAUAAGAAUUGCCACGGGAAUAAGUCCAUAGUGAUGUAUUCUUAUGGUACUCAUCCCUACUGGCCCCCAGAUGAAAUGCUGUAGGAGUGAAUGACAGGAAUCGGAGAUUCGUCCUCACAUGUCAAGAAAAAGGGAUGAGGAAAGAAUCAAAUACCUAAGGAUUUGCCCAUAAUGGCAAAAUGGGGGAAUUCCUAGUAAUAAAGCUUAAAGCAUCCUGGGAUGCUUUAGUUUACCGAUGGGAAACAGCCCAGGCAACAUCUCAGUGUUAUUAUUCGUUCCCCCCCGGCCGUCCCCAGCUUCCUCCUCCUACUGAAGCUUUUCCAUUUCAUCCCCAGCCUCAUCUUCUCCCCAGCCUCUGCUGGAAAUGUGAGUCAGUGACCUGAAAUAUGAAGGAAUGCUGGAACCGUUGCGUAGCUGAUCACUCUAGGGUAAUGGCACGAAUUUCCAGGGCGUGUCAGCCUCCUGGGGAGGUCCUCCUUCAUUUUUGCCAAGCGUUUGAACGGGCCCAAAAUCCAUUGAGGGAACUCAACACGGAUCCGUGACGGGUACCAUUCUGAGCCACGUGGAACCCGUGUCCUGCGGGAGGUCCUCACGGGUAUCUGGAAAACUGGAUUAUAAUGGCCGAGUCAGGGCGGGGGGCGGGGGAGGUGGUCCAUUGUGGUCAUCGUAGGCCUGACAAAUUUGUGAAGCCUCCCAGUACUACGGCCACCUCUCUGCAAAUACUUUGAUUAAGCUAUCCCGCUGGGAUCAAUUUCCAAGGCUUCAAGAGCUGCCCGGAGGAUGCGUCAUGCUCCGAGAAUUUAAGAAAGUAUUUUACCCCAGGUUUCUCCGACUCUGGAAAUUAACUCAAAUCCUUUUUCGGUCUUAGUUAUAAAAUCUACUUGACCAACUUUCUCACCCCCUUAAACCUCCUACUGUAGACUAUGAUGAGAUUUUCUUUUUUUUCUGACCUCUAACAUAUCCAAGAGGGAUUUUCAAGGGCUUGGAGUAUCUGAUUUAGCCUUCCAGCUAUGAUCGAACACUUUGCACUUCACGAGAGUUAGACUCGGGCAGGCGCUGGAGGGAGAGAAUUGGUCGUCGGAGAGAAGAUUCCCGUUUUCCUGGGAGAAAACAGCUGGUCCGCUUGUGCGGCUCAAAUCCCCGCCCCCCAGAAGGGAGUUUGGCACGCAGGCUGUACCAAGUUUCAAUCGUAAAUGGUGAACAACAGCAGCAGAAGCCCAACUCUGAGUCUCCAAGCAGUGUCUGAAGACAUCCCACCCGCCCUGCAAUAACUCUUACCGGAUCUAAUGUCCCUGACAUACGUUAAUGAUGUACUGUACAGAGAAAACUGAGAAAGUGUAUUUUAUGUGAAAAAAACAAACUAAUGUAAGAACACUGUAUAUUGUACUAGCAGCUUUGUGUAAAAAAGAGCCUUUUCGCAAUCAGAGUCUAAUAUAUUUAAAACGUUUUUUUUUUUUAAAAAAACUUUGAUAUUGUACUGGAUUGACUUCACAACGCACCUUUAAUGACUGAAGAAAUGGUUACCUACCCUAUGGAAGCACCGAGUAAGAUUUCAAGUAAAUUGUACAUAAAUCACAUGCCAAAUGGGUAUGUAUGACAGUAUUAGCUUUGAAAUUCUGGUAUCUUUAAUAGAGUUUUUUAAUUAAAAAUAUUAAAUUUCU
Molecule: messenger RNA, 8995 nt
Organism: Tachyglossus aculeatus (Australian echidna)
Lineage: Eukaryota; Metazoa; Chordata; Mammalia; Monotremata; Tachyglossidae
Gene: PPP1R16B
Product: protein phosphatase 1 regulatory subunit 16B
Exons: 12
Coding region: 311-2029 (572 amino acids)
Biological process (GO): regulation of sprouting angiogenesis; establishment of endothelial barrier
Cellular component (GO): cytoplasm
Molecular function (GO): protein binding; protein phosphatase regulator activity; enzyme inhibitor activity
Source: RefSeq, a predicted model, not a curated record